UAUAAGUAGGAUUGAGCCAAAUCGUAGUGUUCAACGGGUACAUUACAAUAUCGGAAUUAAAGCUCUACAAGCACAUACCGUUUAGAUACAAGUGACGUCAUUCGAAUUAAACAUAAAACGGAGUCGAUACCGCUGAUUUCCUGCAGACUUGCGUUUAUGUGGAUUUAGACUUUCUUUGACUGUGCGUCUGUGAAUCAUCGGGAUUUUUAUACUAACUCUUGGCCUGUUUUUGUUUUUUGGGUUUUUUUUGUCUUCUGUAUAACUUUUUCGCUGUAUGAUUUAGUUUAUAUCUCUUUUCUCUCGGCAUCUGUAUUCAUUUUGUAGUAAAUUAUUAUUAUUAUUAUUAUUAUUAUUAUUAUUAUUAUUAUUAUUAUUAUUAUUAUUGGCAGAAUAUAUGCGUUUUCUUUUAUUUUUUCCCCAGAGGAUAGUUUGCCUUUUUAGGAUUUAGGUCAAUUUACAGAUUAAAAAUUUGUUCGUUUAAGGAGUUAUGAUACUCAGGACAAUUCAUAUCUUCAUACCAGUGCUGUUACUGCGUACUACAGCAAUACAACAAGGUGGCCAAGUGGACGAUGAAUCCAGUUUUAACUUGUUUGAGAACAGCAACAUCACCAGAAAGACGAUUGGUGCUAAAGUCUUCAAGGGCCAUGACUGGGAUUCUCCAGCAUACCGCUUCAUACGCUUUGACCACAUUCCUCCAGUCAGUUCCCCAGUCCUCCAGCAGCUCCUAAGACAGAUCCAAGACAAUAACGGCUUUGUGUUUGUGGCUUCCGUACGUCAGGAUCGGUCUUCUCGUGGUACCCUUGUGGGCUUAGAAGGGUCUGAUGGCCAUCGACAGUUCGAGAUCAUCUCUAAUGGACGUGCCAACAGUCUGGAUUUAGUCUACUGGAAGGAGGGCUCUCAGAAUGUAAUAUCCUUUGAGGAUGUGGAUAUAUCAGACUCACAGUGGAAGAAUAUCACAUUGCAUGUGCAUGGAGAGAAUGCCAACCUCUAUGUGGACUGCAGCCUCAUUGAUAGCUUCACCCUUGAUGAGUCUUUUUAUCACCACUUGGAAGCCAAGGGCAGUCGCAUGUAUGUGGCCAAGGGAUCUAACAGGGAGAGCCACUUCAGGGGUUUGUUGCAGAACAUUUAUUUCAUCUUUAAGACACCUGUUGAAGAUAUUCUGCGAAAAAAGGGUUGUGAGAUUUCCAAGCCUGUUGACGAGUACAUGGUAAGUGAAGGAGAAGACGUCAUGGAAGUCAGUCAAGCCAUCUCCACUAACUUUAUCAGGCAAAAUAUGGAGAACUUGGACAUUUGUGAGCACUCCUGCGAGCAGCUCAGCUCCAUGUUUCAGGAGCUCAAAGGACUCCGCAGAGUGGUUGGAAACCUAAUGGAUGUCCUACAGAAAGUGGAUGAGGAAAACACAGUCAUGAAGAAAGCGCUGGGUAACAUUAAGAAUACCAAACACAACCGAAUGUGCUUGCAAGAUGGCCGCUUGUUUGAGGAUAAAGAAGACUGGGUGGUGGAUAGCUGCACCAAAUGCACUUGUCAGGAAUCAAAGGUUGUGUGCCACCAGAUUACUUGUCCUCCUGUGGCCUGUGCCACUCCAGUUUUCCUGGAAGAAGAGUGUUGUCCAAUGUGUCUGCCUAAGGACAGCGAGGAUGGUUGGUCACCCUGGUCUGAGUGGACAGAAUGCACAGUCACAUGUGGGACAGGCACCCAGCAGAGAGGCAGGUCAUGUGAUGUGACCAGCAACCCCUGUAGUGGUUCUUCCAUCCAGACACGCACAUGCAGCUUGGCUAAAUGUGACAGCAGAGUUCGCCAGGAUGGAGGAUGGAGCCUGUGGUCUCCUUGGUCAUCCUGUUCAGUAACAUGUGGUGAAGGCCACGUUACCAGAAUCCGCCACUGCAACUCACCAGUGCCCCAGCUAGGGGGGAAGGAAUGUGAAGGAAGUGGCAGAGAGACGCAACGCUGUGAUACUAAGCCCUGCCCUAUUGAUGGAAAAUGGGGCCCAUGGUCUCCGUGGGCGAUAUGCUCAGUGACAUGUGGUGGAGGAGUGCAGAGUCGAAGCCGUGUGUGUAAUAGCCCCCCGCCACACUAUGGAGGAAAAUUUUGUUCAGGAGAAGCUGAACACACAGGGAUAUGCAACAAGCAGGAUUGCCCAGUCGAUGGCUGUCUGUCUAAUCCCUGCUUUGGAGGGGUAGAAUGUACCAGUGCACCUGAUGGCUCAUGGGAAUGUGGCUCUUGCCCCAGUGGUUUCCAAGGCAAUGGACUAUUGUGUGAGGAUGUCAAUGAGUGUGAUCUGAUGCCUGAUGUAUGCUUUAAAGUCAAUGGGAAACAGCGCUGUGUGAACACUGACCCAGGAUUCCAUUGCCUUCCUUGUCCUCCCCGUUACAAAGGCAACCAGCCUUUUGGCAUGGGAACGGAAGAAUCCAGAAACAAUAAGCAGAUUUGUGAACCUGAGAACCCUUGCAAGGACAAGACCCAUAGUUGUCAUAGGUCUGCUGAGUGCAUCUACCUUAGCCACUUCAGUGACCCUAUGUAUAAAUGUCAGUGUAAGAUUGGCUAUGCUGGAGAUGGCUUUAUCUGCGGAGAAGAUUCUGAUCUGGAUGGUUGGCCCAACCAGAACUUGGUGUGUAGAGCUAAUGCCACAUACCACUGCAAGAAGGAUAAUUGUCCGAGCCUUCCUAAUUCUGGCCAGGAGGACUUUGACAAGGAUGGCCAAGGAGAUGCAUGUGACAAGGAUGAUGACAAUGAUGGAAUCAUGGAUGAAAAAGAUAACUGCCCACUGCUGUUCAAUCCCAGGCAGUUUGAUUAUGAUAAAGAUGAUGUGGGUGAUCGGUGUGAUAACUGCCCAUAUGACCACAAUCCAGCUCAAAUAGAUACUGAUCACAAUGGGGAAGGAGAUGCCUGUGCUGUGGACAUUGAUGGGGAUGGCAUCCUUAAUGAUAAGGACAACUGCCCAUAUGCAUACAACAGUGAUCAGGAGGACACUGACACAGAUGGAGUGGGAGACCAGUGUGACAAUUGUCUUCUGCUUCAUAACCCUGAUCAGGUUGAUACAGAUAAUGACCUCGUAGGAGAUCAGUGUGACAACGGCCAGGAUAUUGAUGAGGAUGGCUUUCAGAACAACCUGGACAAUUGCCCUUACGUUCCUAAUGCCAACCAAGUAGAUCAUGACAAGGAUGGAAAAGGAGAUGCUUGUGACUUUGAUGAUGAUAAUGAUGGAAUUCCUGAUGACAAAGAUAACUGCAGACUGGUAGCCAACAAAGAACAGAUGGACUCAGAUGGUGACGGUCGAGGUGAUGAUUGCCAGGACGAUUUUGAUAAUGACAGCAUCCCUGACAUUUUGGACACUUGCCCAGAGAACAAUGCUAUAAGUAUAACUGACUUUAGAAAGUUCCAGAUGGUGCAUUUGGAUCCCAAAGGGAACACUCAAAUCGAUCCCAACUGGGUAGUCAGGCAUCAGGGCAAGGAACUGGUCCAGACUGCCAAUUCUGACCCUGGAAUUGCAGUAGGCUAUGAUGAGUUCAGUGAUGUGGACUUCAGUGGCACCUUCUACGUGAACACAGAUAGAGAUGAUGACUAUGCUGGCUUUGUGUUUGGUUAUCAGUCAAGUGGACGAUUCUAUGUGGUUAUGUGGAAGCAGAUCACCCAAACGUACUGGGAAGAUAAGCCAUCAAAGGCCUUUGGAAUCUCAGGUGUCUCCCUCAAAGUGGUUAACUCUACCACAGGAACUGGGGAAAACUUACGCAAUGCCCUUUGGCACACUGGUGACACCCCUGGCCAGGUUCACACAUUGUGGCAUGACCCAAAGAACAUAGGCUGGAAGGACUAUACUGCAUAUAGGUGGCAUCUCAUUCAUAGACCUAAGACUGGAUUCAUCAGAGUGGUAGUAUAUGAAGGAAAACAGAUCAUGGCAGACUCAGGUCCAGUCUAUGACAAGACCUUUGCAGGAGGAAGACUGGGAUUGUUUGUCUUCUCGCAGGAACUGGUGUUCUUUUCUGAUCUUAAAUAUGAAUGUCAAGAUAACUGAAGACAAGUCAUGGUUACUACUUUCAGCUACAUGGAAUUGUCUUUGUUUAUAUAAGUUAAACUGAAGAAAAGAGGCGAAAUUAAAUGAAUUUUAAUGGAAUGAAAAUUCACACAAGACAUGGGAAAUUGCACCACUUCUACAUCACCUUUAUAACCUACAAAAAUCUUCUUCACACCACUCUGAUGCAUUUUCAAGAAGCGUUUGUUAUUUUUCAGAUCUAUUUGUCUGUACCAUAUGGAUUUUUCACCUAUUUGCCACUGAAAGUAUAAGCAUAUAAAUGUUUUCAUGUUUUAUUCACUUGUUGUAUUGUUAAAUUAUUCAUGAACUUGUUAUCUAAUAAACACCUGAAUAAUAAUUAAAA
This is a messenger RNA of Tachysurus fulvidraco (yellow catfish), 4373 nucleotides long. It is a transcript of the gene thbs2a, whose product is annotated as thrombospondin 2a. The coding region runs from base 488 to 4012 and encodes 1174 amino acids. Gene Ontology annotation, biological process: negative regulation of angiogenesis; cell adhesion. Gene Ontology annotation, cellular component: extracellular region. The record is from RefSeq and is a predicted model, not a curated record. Gene Ontology annotation, molecular function: calcium ion binding; protein binding. The transcript has 22 exons. Lineage: Eukaryota; Metazoa; Chordata; Actinopteri; Siluriformes; Bagridae.